Molecule: messenger RNA, 1757 nt
Organism: Dermochelys coriacea (leatherback sea turtle)
Lineage: Eukaryota; Metazoa; Chordata; Testudines; Dermochelyidae
Gene: LPCAT4
Product: lysophosphatidylcholine acyltransferase 4
Exons: 14
Coding region: 1-1506 (501 amino acids)
Biological process (GO): phosphatidylcholine acyl-chain remodeling
Cellular component (GO): endoplasmic reticulum
Molecular function (GO): 1-acylglycerophosphocholine O-acyltransferase activity
Source: RefSeq, a predicted model, not a curated record
AUGGAGGGGGGCAGCGGGGGCCGGGACGGGGGGGGCGCCCCCAACCCCUUCGUCCACGAGCUGCGGCUGACGGGGGCGCAGAGAGCCAAGUUCUACCUACUGGGGACGGUGCUGGCCCCACUCCGCGUGGCCCUGGCCUUCAUUGUCCUCUUCCUCAUCUGGCCCUUCGCGCUGCUCCAGGUGCUGCACCGGUCCGAGGAAGAGCUGAAAGAGCCGCUCAUGGAUUGGAGGAGCUCUGUCUCCUACAGCUCCGUCUACCUCCUGAGCCGCCUGAUGUUCUUCCUCCUCGGCUUCAUGAAGAUCCGGGUGCGGGGGCAGCGGGCAUCACGCUUGGAGGCCCCGAUCCUGGUGGCCGCCCCCCACUCCACCUUCUUCGACCCCAUCAUCCUGCUCCCAUGUGACAUUCCCAUGGUGGUCUCCCGCACAGAGAACCUCCAUGUGCCUGUCAUUGGAGCCUUGCUUCGGUUCAACCAAGCCAUCUUGGUGUCCCGCCAUGACCCAGCCUCUCGCAAGAAGGUGGUAGAAGAGGUGAAGAGACGGGCCACAUCCCAGGGAAAAUGGCCACAGGUGCUCUUCUUCCCCGAGGGGACCUGCUCUAACAAGAAAGCCUUACUGAAGUUUAAGCCAGGUGCCUUCAUUGCCGGGGUUCCUAUCCAGCCCAUCCUUGUCCGGUACCCCAACAGCCUAGACUCGACAACCUGGGCGUGGCAAGGCCCCGGAGUGCUCAAAGUCAUCUGGUUGACGGCAUCACAACUCUGCACCACCGUGGAAGUGGAGUUCCUCCCCGUCUAUCAGCCCAGCGCUGAGGAGAGCAUCAAUCCCACCCUUUAUGCCAGCAAUGUGCAGAGAACCAUGGCCCGGGCGCUGGGCAUCCCGGCCACUGAGUGCGAGUUGGUGGGGACCCUGCCGGUGCGGGCGGUCGGGCACCUGCGGGUGGCCCUGGAGCCCCGGCUCUGGGAGCUGGACAGGGCACUGCGGAGGGCCAGGUGGGUCACGGGGGGCCCCCUGCCUGACGGUGGAGCAGGGACUCUGGGGUGCCAGGAACUCGCCCGCUGGCUGGGGCUGCCCUACCCUGAGGCGCCUGAGGGGCUCUGUGCCUACUUCCAGCAGGACCCGGGGGGCGCCGUGGACGCCCGGGCGGUGCGGCUGGCCCUGCAGGCGCUGGAAGGGGGACGCAGCCCCAAGGAGCUUACGCGCCUUGCCUUCGAGCUGUUCUGCGAAGUGGGGGCCGGGCAGGGGGCCCCAUGCCUUCCCCGGGAGGGUUUCUGUGCCAUCCUGCGCCUGCUGCUGGGGACGCCCUGGGCCGAUGGAGCCAAGCUCUAUGCUGCACUGGGCGGGGCUGAGCCCCACCACGGGCUGAGCAUCGGUCAGUUCCAGGAUUUCGCCCUGUGUCACCCCGACUAUGCUCUGCUGUUCAGCACCUAUCUGUGCCUCCCGGUACCCGCCCGCCAGGCCCACGCCCCCCAUGCCAACGGCCUCUCCUCUGCCAAGAGCAAGGCAGACUGAACCACGCCCCACCCCCACCAGACAGUGACACCCCUUCCCCAGCACACUCGCUACCCGGACACACCCAGCAACUCAGGGCUUCAGGAAAUGGGGAGGAAAAAGCCAAUUUUGGGGGGAGGGGAGGUUAUUUUAUUUUAAUUAUUUUUGAAUUUAUUUUAUUUUUUGGAGUGAAGCGGGUGGGCUGGGUUUCUUCUUCUGUUUUGUAAAAUGCAAACAAACGCUAUUUUAUAUAUCAAAUAUCUAUAUCUCUA